Messenger RNA from Anthonomus grandis grandis, 3083 nucleotides. RefSeq lists its product as uncharacterized. Lineage: Eukaryota; Metazoa; Arthropoda; Insecta; Coleoptera; Curculionidae. The transcript has 3 exons. The record is from RefSeq and is a predicted model, not a curated record. Bases 1131 to 2249 code for a protein of 372 amino acids.
GUUAGUAUUGUAAAACUUUAUUAAUUUUGGGUGAAAUUAUACAACUACAUUAAAUAAGACUAAAAGUUAAAUGUAGUGGAUAAUAUAAAAUAAGAAAUACCGAAAAUACCUUUCAAGUUGGUGAAAGUUUAACUUUUAUGUUUAUUUUUACUUUUAUUUGUCAGUAUAAAUCCACCUUUUGUUAAUUUAUUUGCUAUUAUAUGGAAGUGCAUUUAAGACAAUAAAAAAAAUGUAGGGGCAACAUACGUGUGUGCAGUGCAGCAAAAAAUACAGUAACAUUAGCAAUCUAAGAAAGCAUGUCAUCAAGUUUCAUCCUAAUAAUCAUGAUUAUCUACCUUCCCUGGAAAUUCGACAAAAUAAACAUUAUAAUUUUGCUUGUGACUAGUGUAAAAAACAUUUUACGCAUUUAAGAAAUUUAAAAUUCCACAUCAGAACACAUAGAAGCUCAAAUAACACUUCAGCUCCAGAUAUUACACACCCCAAUAUCUCGACCACUACCAAUGCAAAUCAGUGUGCUUUGUGCAGUGACUUUUGUGCUGAUAGGAAGACCGUUAUAGAACAUUAUAGAGACUUUCAUAACAUUCCUAUUGAACAUAAAAAAUUUACGUUUCAAAGUGAGGAAGAAUUUAUUACUUGGAAGCUUACCUUUGAAAAUGUCACAAACUGUAAAUAUGUGGUUAACUAUCAGAAAUGUUUUAAAUCACAUGUAGCUACAAGUUUUAUUUGCCAUCGUUCAGGAAGAUAUGUUCCAGAAGGCAAAAAUAUUCGGCACUUUAAGAUACUAGGAAGUAAGAAAAUAAAUGCACUCUGCCCAGCAAGCAUAAAAAUAAAAAAGCUUAAUAAUGGCACUUGUGAAGUGACCAUUAUGGACAAACAUGUGGGACAUCAGAAUGACAUCGGCCACUUGAAUUUGUCUAAAACAGAAAGAGAGAAUUUAGCAGUAAAAAUUUCUUCUAAAGUCCCAUUUGAAGAUAUUUUAGACGAAAUUAGAGAUUCAAUCACUGACUUAGAACUAAAACGUCUGCAUCUGCUCACAAAGAAAGAUCUAUAUAACAUAGAAGCCUGUUUCAAUUUGUGCUCCUCAUCAGUUAGACAUAAAAACGACAUAAUAAGUGUAGAGUCCUGGAUCAAUGAUAUGCAAAGUAAUGGAGAUGCAGUUCUGUUUUAUAAGCCCCAAGGUUCUGAAAGUGAAGAAUGGCCAAUGUUUAAAAAAUGAGGAGUUUGUUUUGAUUAUCAUGACUGCUGCACAAUGUGAAAUGCUUAAAAUUUAUGGGACCGAUUGCAUCUGUAUAGAUGGAACUCAUGGGAUGAAUAACUACGACUUCGAACUUAUAACUCUCCUUGUUGUUGAUGAUAUUCGUCAGGGAUUUCCUUGCAGUUUUCUUGUGUCAAAUAGGUCUGAUAAACAAGUUUUAAAAAUAUUUUUUCACUUUGUAAAAUCUCGUCUUGGUACUGCACUUUGCCCAAAUGUCUUCAUGUUAGAUAUGGCAGAAGCUUUCUUCAAUGCAUGGAUUGAAAUAAUGUCUCCACCAAAAUUCAGAUUAUACUGUUCAUGGCACGUUGACCAGGCGUGGCGUAAGAAUUUAUCAAAAAUCAACACCAAAGAAAAGCAAGCUUUUAUUUAUAAGAAUUUAAAAGCUGUCUUAGAAGAAAGGGAUGUCACAACUUUUAAUAUUUUAAUUAACAAGUUAUAUACUAUGUUACUUGAAGACCCUGAUACAAUGGAAUUUGCCAACUAUUUUAAUAAGUAUUACAUGUGCUGUGUAGAAUGUUGGGCACACUGCCACCGACUUGGUGCGGGUUUAAAUACAAACAUGCACUUAGAACGUAUGCACAAAAUACUAAAAUAUACUUAUUUAAAAGGGAAGAAAGUCAAGCGAUUGGGUAAGGCAAUCAACGCAAUAAUGCGAUUUGUAAGAGACAAAUGCAUUGACAGGUUAAUAGUUCUUAACAAGGGGAAGCUGAGCAGUAAGCUGCAAAUAAUUCGGUCCAGGCACAAACAAAGUUUAAAAUUGAGGGAAGAUUUAGUAGUCGAGUGUGAAAAUGGAUGGAACAUUGCCUCAGAAACAACAGAUUGUAAAUGCCAACUACUGUGCAAUGAAUGUAAAACUUGCAUCCAUCAGUUUUGCUGUUCUUGUCUUGACUCGUCAGUUAAAUACAACAUGUGCAAACAUAUUCAUCUUUUGAUCAGAUAUAUUUUUCAAUGUGUAACUGACUCACUGGAGCAUCCUCAAGAACUUGGUAAGUAAUUUUGAUGAUUAUUUUCCAUGAAUUUAUUAAUAAUAUUUUAUACGAUAUAAACAUGAUUUUUUUUUGUAUAGCAUUAUGCUUCAUAUCCUUAAAUGACGACAAUUAGGAAAAAAAUAGGUAUACAUUUUAAAUCAAAAAACAUAGGUAAUGGUCUUUAAAUGUGUGUGGCUUACUAUUAAUAAUGAAAGUAAUAUUUGUAUUAUUUUAAUUGGGUUUCUAUUGGAUUAGGUAGUUGGGAUAUACCUAUUAUUAUUUUGACUAGGGGCUCAGUUUUUUAGCUAUAAAUGCAAGAAUAAAUUUAGUUUGACCUUGUUUUAAUGUAUCAGUAGAUAAAGAUGUCGGCGAGAGUAAUCUAAUCAUAGUGGAAGAGACAAUGAAAGAGGAACUGCAUACAUUGGAAGCAAAAGCGCAUUUAACGGAACGGUCAACAAGCACAAAGUUAAAAACUACAUCCUUUGAAUCUAAAAAACGAAGGGUAGCAAGUUUAUUGGAAGAACUGCAACACGUUGUUUCUUUUACUACAUCAGAUGAAAAUGAAGAGCUUGAUGCUAUAGAAAAAGCACUAGUUCCAAUCAAGCAUACGUUAAGAGCCCUGAAAAACAGCAAAUGCAUUCCAAGAGCUAAAAACAAAAAACCACAGUAACCACACAACAAAAAUAUCAGGAAGCAACGAUUUUUCUCAACACGAAAAAAGCCUAAGCCCAAAAAUAGAAAAGUAAGACUUGAGACAGCUUCAAAUGAAACAGCGCUACACUUAAUUUCUCUUUAAUAAAGCAGGUAAGAUUUUUUUAAAUAAAAAUCUGUAAUAUUUUUUGUUAUACGGGUGUUUUCCA